Molecule: messenger RNA, 2204 nt
Organism: Ostrea edulis (European flat oyster)
Lineage: Eukaryota; Metazoa; Mollusca; Bivalvia; Ostreida; Ostreidae
Exons: 2
Coding region: 285-974 (229 amino acids)
Source: RefSeq, a predicted model, not a curated record
GUAAACAAUGAGCUCAUCUAUUCGGUCAUGCAAAGAGUUUAUGCAUAUGUUCACUAUAUUGUGGGGUUUGAGCAAGGGGAAGUGAGGACAUUCUAACUCGGAUCCCAUAUAGUUUUACGCUAUAUAUUUCAAAAUAAUUGUGAAACAUGCAAACUGAUAACGCUAAAUCAGGUGAUGGUAUGUGGUGCAAAUGGAAAUGUGAGUGAUUGUAUGGUGGUGACACAUGCAAACUAAAAACGAGAAGCAAUUUGGUUCAUUUUUUCGGGAAAUUAUCUGCUGAAAUCAUGGUGACUUGCGCACCUAUUGGAUGGUCAGGCUAUGCCAAUUUACUGCACUACAAGACUGUUGCUCCUUGCAAAAGUGAAGUAGGGAUGUACAAUACAAUUUACAAAAAUGUCUCUAGAAAGUUUUUACCGAAGGAUGUUUACGACAAUUCUCAACGGAAACUUGCCAAGAAAGUCCUCAAGAACCAGAAACGAAUGCAUGAAACGCAAAGACCGAAACCUGACUUGCGCCUCCGUCGUUAUGUUCAAAAUCCAUCUAAUGAUCCAACUUAUGCUGCAAGAUCUGACAAUGUAUUUCAUGAGAGACCCUUUUUCCCACCAAUUAGAAAAAACCUCCCCAUUACAUCAUACCUUCCUUAUUCUCCCAAAGAGGUGAGCACGAUUGUGAAGAGAUUGUCUACAUAUGAUAAAUACCGAGUCCCAGAAUCACGUGGAUACCCAAUACCUACACCAGAGCCUAGUUGGACAAAGGAAAUGAAAAAAUACAACGAAGAUGAUAUCCAAGAAGUCGUGAAUCGUUUGUCGCAUUAUGAUCCAGAAUUCCAUCCGCCAGAGUCUCGUGGAUCUGUGAGAACACACCUGCAGUCACGUGGUACCACAGCUGCAACACAGGCACCCUCACGCGGUAAAAGUUCAAAAGAGAAGUCUGAGGUUGAUGGAAAACCAUUGAAUACAGCAGUUCAGAAUUGAUUUGGUUUCCUCUCUAAUUCAGUCUUCACUAUGUUAUCAUGUUGUGAUGUGGUGUACAAGCAUGACAAAUCAUUUUUGUUCAAAUAGCAAGCCCAAGAAACUCCGAAAGGCGUAACUCACAAAUCAAUGAGUUCUGCACCAGUGUUGUGAGUAAACUUAUCUGUAUACGCAUCUAAACAUAAAAAAAGCCAAGUGUUCAUUAAUAUGUGCAUAUUAUGGAGCACAUCGUUUACAGCAACUGGGAUAAUAUUUACCUCAACUUUACAGUCACGAUCUUGAAUCCGAAAUCUUCCUGUACGUAGCUAAUCUCAUUCUGCAGAGAAUUACACCAUAAUGUUGUGUACCUAUCAUUCUAGCGCACAUUCUCCUGUUUAGAGUUGCCGUAUUGUUUCGUUUCGAAAUACGACAAACUAAGAGUUUGUUUCACUUCAUCAAGAUAACAACUUUUGACAGGUAAAGGUUAGUGCCAUACAGCUACGAAAUUGGAUGUCAUAUUAAAUUAUAAUUCAAAUUGGAAGACACAGGCGACCACGGCUAUCAGCCGACCUUCUCACUUUAUAAUCAUUCCGAGAGUGCAGGUACAAAAUGGAGAAUUUCUCGGUUUUUUAUGAUUUUAGUACGAAACAAAUUAAGAGCUUUAUGAACAUUUAGCAAAAUUUACUUUGCUCGGUCACAGUUACAGUGUGUCAAUGCUCGAGAUUUUAAAAACUAAUCCCCAUCUAUUCAAAGCUUGAACGUCAUGGGUUCCGCAUGAAGCACGUAUACAUGCAUGGAUAAAUGAAAUGUUUCUCUACUCUCUACUUCAGUCGCUGCCGAUAGAAAUCCUUGUGUUUUAGACAAACUGGUUGUAACAAUAGGGAAAUAGACGUGAGCAUAAUCGGUUUUCUGCUGAAUGAACCCCUGCACUUUGGGAUUUUAGUGACCAUUUUAUUUGUAGUCUUUUCAAGCAGAUUUAUUCGGAAAUUAAUUUCUUUGCAGUGUUUAUAGAUUUUUUUUUUUUUUUUUAUGUAUUUCAAACCCAUCCUUUCCUUUGUAUCAUUAAUGUUUUAAAUUUUUUAGCUGUCAACAAGGACACGCAGUUGGUAUUCACAACUUUGAUGCACAAUCAUAACGUUUCUAUUACUGUGAGCUACCAAACCACGGCAAAGCUAUUCUAAACAUUGCAUCUAAUAAAACCACGGCAAAGCUAUUCUAAACAUUGCAUCUAAUAAAAGUUUUGAAUAUGUACAA